AUGUUACAAUAUGUUUUUGGACGGGGCCACCCAGGUUACCCCACCAAGGAUGCUGGUGUCCUUCUCCCAUAUCGUGCUGAGUUUAGUUUUCUGGCAGCAAAGACGGCUAAAGAGAAGGCAGCCAAGCCUUCUUCUGGUAAAAAUAAGAAAAAGAAAUGGUCCAAAGGAAAGGUUAAGGACAAAGCCAACAAUGCCGUAGUUCUUGACAAAGCAACAUAUGACAAACUACAAAAAGAAGUACCAACUUAUAAAUUAAUUACGCCGGCAGUUUUGGUUGAUCGUCUUAGAAUUAACGGAUCCCUUGCUCGCAUUGCGAUUCGUGAGUUAGAAGAAAAAGGAAGCAUCCGUAAAAUUUCAACACAUUCAUCAUUACCCAUUUACACUCGUGCUACUGCUGCUAUAGAUAAACCAGACGAAAAAUAA
Messenger RNA from Cetraspora pellucida, 423 nucleotides. Lineage: Eukaryota; Fungi; Glomeromycota; Glomeromycetes; Diversisporales; Gigasporaceae. The record is from the annotation of a GenBank genome assembly.